Vavraia culicis subsp. floridensis is the source of this 1351-nucleotide messenger RNA. RefSeq lists its product as uncharacterized. NCBI's taxonomy places the organism in Eukaryota, Fungi, Microsporidia, Pleistophoridae. The coding region runs from base 737 to 1351 and encodes 204 amino acids. The transcript has a single exon. The record is from RefSeq and is a predicted model, not a curated record.
AUAAAAGAUAAUGAUUUAUCAUUUAUUAACCACAUAACAAACUUUCUGAUGGACAUCUUUUUUUGCCUUGUUAAAAUGGCCACACAUGCGACAAAUUUACACGGGUACAACGAACGAGUUGCGCACAUUUUUAUCAUGAAAUGAUUGAUGUGCGUGCAAAAUACAAAGCGACUAUCAUCCGGUGCGGAAGAGCAGCCUGGACACUCUUACGAUGCGGUAACUCAAUAAAAUUUGGAGGCAACACAAAGACAGGUGCAUGGAUACAGCAGUGCCGUAAAAUGUAGACAGGGUCAAGGUGCUGAUUUUACAACAUAGUAUUGUGCUCGAUAAGGUACAAGGAGGUAAUGAUUUGAUUUCGAUCAUAUAACUUUGUUGGCUCUGGUCUCCAACAACCAAAUUUCUAUUCUACAACAUCAUAAAAUGUUUUAUCGGCCUGUUGUGAUAGUUAUGUUUUGACAUUAUGCUAGCAUUUUACACACUGUAACUCAAAACACUCAUAUCGCUUUGUACAUGUCAUAGGAUCAUGACAAAAAAAAAAAUAGUGCCUGGUACAAUGGUUUAACUAUGAUGUCUAGCAAUUAUUCUAUAGCUCAAUACGAAAUGUUAGCGAUUACUUGCAUCAAGCAGAUGAAGAAUUCCUUAUCAUGUCAUCUUCAAAGAAGACAGCGUAGACACACAGCGUCAUUAUGGAUAAAAACGUUUUCAAAAAUAUAAAUAUGAGCAUACUGUAAGACACAUGAAUAUGCUCUUUAUAUUCGUUUGUUUUGCUGCCUGCUCUUCUGCUCCUUUAAAGUACAAUUACGGAAAUGAAAAUGUUGGUUUGAAUUAUAUGCCGGAUAUUGGUUUAUGGUAUAAGAUCGUGAAACAUGCCGAUGGAAGAGAGUUGUUUUAUGCAGACGAUGACUUGUUGGGGUGGGCUCGCAAGAAUUCCGAUGGGGAAUAUGAUAGCUGUACUCUAAGAGUAAGUGGUGGUAUUUCUGGUGAUUACUUCCUUUUUUACGGUCACAUCUUGGGCUGGGUGUCGCGUGAUAAAACAUCAAAAUUGGUGGAUUUAGCCAAAGUUGUUGAUUUCGGGCAUACGAGUCUCGUUCCUCGUUCGUAUAAACCCGAAGAUGCCAAAGAAUCGGAUGAUAAGUUUCGUGUCGAAACAAUAACAAAGGAAUGUUUUAAACAGCGGGCAGAAUGGCUAAGUUACUUUUAUGCGACCACAAUCCGUGAUCUAAGGGCUGGGCGCCUGAUCGGCCAGAUGUCGGAAAGUGAGCAUAAACAGCUGAAAAAAAUGGAAAUUAAAGUACAUAAACAUGUCGAUAAAGAUCUUGUUGAAACGAUUGAGCGAUGUAUAUUUCAAUAA